Molecule: messenger RNA, 762 nt
Organism: Sclerotinia trifoliorum
Lineage: Eukaryota; Fungi; Ascomycota; Leotiomycetes; Helotiales; Sclerotiniaceae
Source: the annotation of a GenBank genome assembly
UAGCAAUGGCGCUAAGAUUGCGAUCUAGAAAUUUUUAAUCGCGAUAAGAUAUCUCUUCAUCCUCAGUUUCAAAGCAUCAUUCCCCCAUCAACCUCUCCAUCAGCGUACACCAAUUUUGCACAUUCGCCUUCGCGACUAAUUUACGUCAAGAUGAACGCUCAUGCGCUCCUCACCUCUCAAGGUUGGCGGGGUACCGGGCACUCUCUCCACCAUAGCUCCGACACGAUUGGACUCUCGCGGCCGCUGCUCGUCUCGAAAAAAGAUAAUGUAUUGGGAGUGGGGAAAAAGCAACACAAGACCUCUGAUAUGUGGUGGAUGAAUGCUUUUGAUGCGUCUCUCAAGGGAUUGGAUACAAGUAAGGAGGGGCAAAUUAAGGUGCAGGAAGGAGGUGGACUAGAAAUGGUGGUUAAGGGAGGGAGUAAGUGGGUUGGAGGGAAGGGAGGGUUGUAUAGUUUUGUGAGGGGUGAGACGGUUGGGGAACAAUUGAGGAUAAGGAGAAGGAGGUUGUGGAAAUAAGGAAAGAGAAAGAAAGGAGGGAAGGGAAGAGGAUAAGAAAAGGAGAGGAGAACGACAGAAGAAACAAAGUUCAAAUCAAAAGAUCGGAUACAAUCAACGUCAGAGAUCACAAAGAAGAAGAAGAAAUCGCGGAAGGAUAAAUAGAAGGUCUCGCCCUGUAUAUUCUACGUAUCGGCAUAACAAAAGGCGUUUUUGAGCAGGGAGUUUUGUGAUCACCAUAGUGACCCUGGCGUUCAAGAUAAUGUA